Zerene cesonia (dogface butterfly) is the source of this 1865-nucleotide messenger RNA. RefSeq lists its product as uncharacterized. The record is from RefSeq and is a predicted model, not a curated record. Lineage: Eukaryota; Metazoa; Arthropoda; Insecta; Lepidoptera; Pieridae. The coding region runs from base 466 to 1308 and encodes 280 amino acids. The transcript has a single exon.
GAUAACAUUUUUAUCGACAGGUGCUCAUCACUAACGCUCAGGAAUACCGUUAGGUUUUGUUAAGCUCCGCCCCAUCGUACGAUGCGGGGGCCGUGCGCGGGGGGCGCAUCACGUUGCGCUAGCGCAUGCCGUCCGCAGAGAGGCAGUCUGGUAUCGACCUCGGCGCGGAGCGCUUGUUGCUUUUCCACACACUUGUCGCUUUUAUACUCGUACCGCGCUUACUAUUAAAAGCUAGCUAAAUAUUUCUUAUAACUAUUCUUCUUCUGUGCUUGUGACUUUUGCCUCCGUGAACUUUCUGCUUGUGCCAGUGCUUAACCUUUAGUGCCUUCUAUUUUAUGUAAUUGUUAUGUGUAUGUGAACAAUAAACGUGUAAAACUUAUAUACGUGUACAACCUUUAUUUAAUCGUGCAUUCAAUCCUCACGUCUCCUACACAUUUUCCACAUUGGUGACCCCGUGAAGAACACAUGGCGGAAAAAGCACGUGGCAUGACGUCGACUAGUGAGGGGAAAGAAUCGAUAGAUUUCGAUAACGAAGUUUUCAAAACGAGUGUGCGUAUCCCACCGUUUUGGCCGGAGGAACCGGAGAUUUGGUUUGCCCAGGUGGAGGGACAGUUCGCAAUUAACCGAAUUACUAGCGACCAGACAAAAUUCAACCAUAUCAUAAACCAACUUGAUAAUAAAUAUUCUAGAGAGGUGAAAGACAUUAUUAUACACCCUCCUGAGGAGAACAAGUAUGAAACCCUCAAAGCGCUGCUUAUUAAGCGUCUUACUGAGUCAAAUGAGAAGAAAUUAAAACAGCUGCUAAUGCACGAGGAGCUGGGAGACAGGAAGCCAUCGCGAUUCCUUAGACACUUGCAGAGCUUGGCAGGAUCUGAUGUCCCGAAUGAUUUUCUGAAGACCAUUUGGAUCAGCCGCCUCCCAUACGGCACGCAGACGGUCUUGGCGGGGCAACCAGGGACGGCUACUUUAGAAGAUCUCUCUGAUUUGGCGGAUAGAGUUUAUGACUUGGCUACUUCAACACCUGCCGUCGCCUCCGUGAGCCAGGAAAACGCCGGCUCUCUUCUCAGCGACCUGACGCGUGAGGUGGCUGAACUGCGGAAACAGAUACAGAAGCUAGGGCCGGAGAGAAGUGGAAGAUCCAGAUGCAGGAGCACUCGACCGCGACGCCAGUCAUCUUCCAGGCAACGGUCGCAGUCCCUGUAUCGAAAGUACCCAAUAUGCUGGUACCAUGGCAAGUUUGGAGACAGGGCCAGUAAAUGCAUGCGCCCCUGCGACUUCAAGGCGGAAAACUCCAUGGGCGGUCGAUAAUGGCGACUGACGAUUGCCCAUCCUCUACUGGUCGCCUCUUCGUCACCGACUGAUCCUCGAAGACGCAAUUCCUGGUCGACACCGGGAGCGACCUCUGUGUCUUCCCACGCUCGGUGCUGCGUGAUCGUCGUGCUCCAACGGGUUUCCAACUGUGCGCCGCCAACGGGUCUACUAUCUCAACAUACGGUUACAACCAUUUAAAUUUAGAUUUUGGCUUACGCAGAAGCUUCACUUGGCGUUUUGUAGUAGCAGAUGUAUCAAAACCUAUCAUAGGCGUAGAUUUUUUGAACUUUUAUAAUCUUAUGGUAGAUUGUAGAAAUAAGCGCUUAGUCGAUAAUACUACUUCUGUAACUGCUGUAGCUAGCCUCGUAGCUGAUAAUAAUACUAGCCUUUAUUCUGUCAAAGUUUUAACUGGUGAUACUCCUUUCCAUAAAAUUCUUACUGAGUUCCCAGAAAUCACUCGACCAGCUGGUACGCACCGCACAGUACUCCACAACACCGUACAUCACAUACUCACGACGCCAGGGCCUCCAGUUUCCUCAUCACCCCGUCGUCUU